AUGUCACCAGCUGCUGAGCAAAAGCUUCCGUCUUUCGACAAAGCCUUUGCCGAGGCCCUUUGCGACCUAGAAAUACCCAAAACAAUUAGGUUUUCUCCCGAUGGCAGCAAGAUUCUCUACUCGACCAGUUUAACUUGGGAACACUGCAAGGGCAAGAACCCGGUGUCGACUUUGUGGUUGGCAUCGACUCUUGAAGCAGGGUCUUCACGGCAGCUUACAUCAGGACUUUUUGAGGAUACCAACCCACGUUGGCAUCCCUCUGGAGAUCGAGUCGCCUUCAUUUCUGACCGAGCCAAAGCUGGCGAGAGCUCGGCCGUAUGGAUUCUCACUGUCGCUGGAGAUGCCGCAGGAGCUGAGCCGUACCCCCUUACGCCACCGGACAAGACACAAGACAUCGAGGCUAUUGAGUUUUGCCCUAGCGGUGACUCGAUUCUUUUCUUCUCCCCGGACGAAAAAUCCGCAGAGCUUAAGACCAAAGAAGAUGACGACGAGACAGAUGCUCAGGUAUGGGGAGAGACGUGGGAGCAAGCCCGGCUUCGCAUUGUUGAUGUUGCCACCAAGGAAAUUAGGGUCCUUACCGACAAUGAUAGGCACGUCACAGGUGCGUGCUGGAGCCCAGAUGGAAAGACUAUUGCAUUCAAGAGCAGCAAGAAUCCGUACAUUGAGGAGCCUCUGCUAUCUGGAACGACCAUCUCGGUGGCGAGUAGCGCAGGCGGCGACAUCAGAGAUCUUUGUACGCUGUAUAAUGAAGUAGAGAAUCUCUGUUGGGCAAGUGAUGGAAAACUGUACUUCAUCACUGGUACUCCAGACAAUGUGUCUUGCGCGGGACAGGCUGUCUACUCCAUUGACCCAGCGGCCACCACUCCUCAACAUAUAAAAGUGGCGUCUGGAGAAGACGAUGACGCCGACUCACUCAGGAUCUCAGGAAACAAGAUAGCAGUUGGUCUCACCCACAGACUUGACACGUGGAUCGGUGAACUGGGGAAGAGUCCAUCCUUUAAGAUAGACAGAGGCGUCGAUGCUUGGGAUAUUCAGUUCCAAAAAGAUGAGAACGGCCACGUCAAGCCACUCAUAGCAGCUGCCAUGUCCGAUGUCAACCACCCCUCCGAAGUGUUUACCAUCAUUGACGGCGGAAAGGAUGUGAUUAAGCUAUCCAAUCACGGUCAUCGCUUCGAAAACCGCAAAUUUGGAUUGUUCAAUGUCUUGAAAUGUCCCUCUUCAGAUGGCGAGGUUGAACUUGAUGGUGUAUGGAUAACGCCCGUGUCUCUGGAGAAACCGUCAACGGGAUUUCCGACAUUCGUCAUGAUACAUGGUGGACCAGCGGACCGCAACUGCAAUGAAUUCAACGCCCACUACUACAUGUGGGUGCCUUACGUCCUCUCCAAAGGCUACGCAGUGUUGCUCCCGCAGUAUCGUGGUUCUAUCGGCAGAGGUGAAGCCUUUGCGGCAUGGAGCUUGGGAGGGGUUGGAGUUCACGACUAUGCCGAUGUCAUCACUGUCACAGACAACGCCGUCAAGCUUGGCCUCGCUGACCCAAAGAGACUACUGGUAGGGGGCUACAGUCAGGGUGGAUUUCUGACAUACCUCUGCAGCGUUCGUAACGGACUCCAUGGAUACGGUUGGCGUUUCAAUGCAGCUAUUGCGGGUGCAGGCAUCUGUGACAUUGACAGUCUCCCACUCACGGCUGACUCCGGAUCCUCGUUUGACCGCGAACUCAACAACGGUAAACUGGUGUGGACAAUGGACUGUGAUGACAUUGGUAACCGAAAAGCAAGUGCACUAUGGGAAGUUGCCUCCGCCGUGGGCAAGACUCGCAAGACUGGUGAGAUGAUUAUUCCGCCUAUGCUGAUCCUCCACGGUGAGGCAGAUUUGAGAUGUCCAUUUUCCCAGGCUGAGGGAUUCCGCCGCGCAUUAAGGGCUCAUGGAUUGCCUUGUGAGUUUGUCAUGUAUCCCCGGCAGGAGCAUGAGAUGAAGGAGCAGAAGUUUUGGGUGGAUAUGUUGGAGAGGAUUGGAAGAUGGUGCGACAUGUACAUUGGACAGUGA
Molecule: messenger RNA, 2043 nt
Organism: Pochonia chlamydosporia 170
Lineage: Eukaryota; Fungi; Ascomycota; Sordariomycetes; Hypocreales; Clavicipitaceae
Product: acylamino-acid-releasing enzyme
Exons: 1
Coding region: 1-2043 (680 amino acids)
Biological process (GO): proteolysis
Molecular function (GO): serine-type endopeptidase activity
Source: RefSeq, a predicted model, not a curated record